AUGAACGAACCGGACCCCACACUACCCGACGAAAUUCGGGAAAAACUGGCCGAAUUGGAGUUGGAAUUGAGUGAGGGGGAUAUCACGAAGAAGGGAUACGAUAAGAAACGGGAUGCGUUGCUGGCACCGUUUAAGACAACACAGAAUACUGUAAUUGCCCUCCAACCAUCGGACCCACCAGCAGCAUCACCGAAUUCCCGAUCGAUGCGACGGAAUCAGAGACGGGUGACACGAGACGAGGAUAGAUAUCAUUCGGAAAUCCGUGUGGAAGCAGUGCAUCAAGCGUUAGCCGAGUAUUCAGACGGUCGAAAACUCGGCCAGCAACCAGUGAAACCGCAUCGAAGGAAUGGGACAUCAGUUAGUAGAUCAAAUACACACAAGAGUAAACGAUCGAUAUUUAAUGGUGGUGGUGGAGGAGGAAGGAUGAUGUCGGAAUGGGCGGUUCUAAAUCGUCCUAGUUGUAGAAUGACCAGGCGGUUCCAAUGUGUACCAGUUAUAAAACGGGCGGUUCGAGAAUAG
Caenorhabditis remanei is the source of this 519-nucleotide messenger RNA. RefSeq lists its product as uncharacterized. The record is from RefSeq and is a predicted model, not a curated record. The coding region runs from base 1 to 519 and encodes 172 amino acids. NCBI's taxonomy places the organism in Eukaryota, Metazoa, Nematoda, Chromadorea, Rhabditida, Rhabditidae. The transcript has 4 exons.